Colletotrichum siamense is the source of this 261-nucleotide messenger RNA. RefSeq lists its product as uncharacterized. The record is from RefSeq and is a predicted model, not a curated record. The coding region runs from base 1 to 261 and encodes 86 amino acids. Lineage: Eukaryota; Fungi; Ascomycota; Sordariomycetes; Glomerellales; Glomerellaceae. The transcript has a single exon.
AUGUACAAGGUGCGGACUGGUGCCGUCGAGAAGUGGAAGCUGUCAAAGCGAGUCGACCUGGAUGUUGUCGCUGCCUACUGGGCGAAAAUGUCUGCCCGGACCGGCCUGACUGAGCGCGCUUGGUUGGCUCGACUUCGCUUCACAUUCCGCGUCCAGCUGGCCCAGUUCCGGUUGGGCAGCGUCGCCGCCGGCCCAAGCAAGAAGCGCAAACGCCGCAAUGCCGAUGACGAUGAUAGCGACUACAAGCCACCAGGCGCCUAA